AAAAUAAAGAGAGUUAUUCUUAUUUCUUCUCUUGAGAUGAUUUACAAGGAAAGAAAUCCAAAUUUGCUCCCAAUUUCAUAUUAGAAAAUAAAUACAUCAAAUCUUGAUAUCAUUAACAAAACGGAAUUACUAAUGAAAUUUUCAAAAUACAAACUCCCUUUUACAAAGAAAAAAAGAGAACAAAGGUGUCCGUCCGUGAGGUUGUAACGGCGAGCAAGCUCCGUUUUCCCACCACCUCGCCAAUAUAUAAACCCCAUCUCCUCUUUCCACCAUUUCCUAAACCCAAAUUCUCUCUUCCACAGUGUCUCCCAGUCAUUCAAUUUCUCGCGAAAAUAAAAAAGCAAAAAAUGCGUGAGAUUUUGCACAUUCAGGGAGGCCAAUGCGGCAACCAAAUCGGAGCAAAGUUCUGGGAAGUGGUCUGCGCCGAGCACGGCAUUGAUUCCACCGGAAGGUACAAAGGAGACAAUGACCUUCAAUUAGAGCGCGUGAAUGUUUACUACAACGAAGCAAGUUGUGGAAGGUUCGUUCCACGCGCCGUUCUUAUGGAUUUGGAGCCUGGGACUAUGGACAGUGUUAGAUCAGGUCCUUAUGGUCAGAUAUUCAGGCCGGAUAACUUUGUUUUCGGGCAAUCUGGUGCUGGUAAUAAUUGGGCGAAAGGACAUUAUACUGAAGGAGCGGAACUUAUUGACUCGGUUCUAGAUGUUGUUAGGAAGGAAGCUGAGAAUAGUGAUUGCUUACAAGGUUUUCAGGUCUGUCACUCUUUGGGAGGUGGAACUGGAUCGGGAAUGGGAACUCUCCUCAUAUCUAAGAUCAGGGAAGAGUACCCUGACAGAAUGAUGCUUACUUUCUCUGUGUUCCCUUCCCCAAAAGUUUCCGAUACUGUUGUUGAACCCUAUAAUGCGACUCUCUCUGUUCACCAGCUUGUUGAGAAUGCAGAUGAGUGCAUGGUCUUGGACAAUGAAGCUCUUUAUGACAUUUGUUUCCGAACUCUCAAACUUACUACUCCAAGCUUUGGAGACCUUAAUCAUUUGAUUUCUGCCACCAUGAGUGGUGUGACUUGCUGCCUCCGGUUCCCUGGUCAGCUCAAUUCUGAUCUCCGCAAGCUUGCUGUCAAUCUCAUCCCAUUCCCGCGAUUGCAUUUCUUCAUGGUUGGAUUUGCUCCACUCACUUCUCGUGGGUCACAGCAAUACAGGGCCCUGACUGUUCCCGAGCUCACUCAGCAGAUGUGGGAUGCAAAGAACAUGAUGUGUGCUGCUGAUCCUCGUCAUGGUCGUUAUCUGACUGCUUCAGCAAUGUUCCGGGGAAAAAUGAGCACCAAGGAAGUUGAUGAGCAAAUGAUUAAUGUGCAGAACAAGAAUUCUUCCUAUUUUGUGGAGUGGAUUCCUAACAAUGUGAAAUCUACUGUCUGUGACAUCCCUCCAACUGGACUGAAGAUGGCCUCAACUUUUAUUGGCAAUUCCACCUCAAUUCAAGAGAUGUUCCGUAGGGUUAGUGAGCAGUUUACAGCAAUGUUUCGAAGAAAGGCUUUCUUGCACUGGUAUACCGGAGAAGGUAUGGAUGAGAUGGAGUUCACAGAGGCUGAAAGCAACAUGAAUGAUCUAGUUUCUGAGUACCAACAAUAUCAAGAUGCAUCAGCUGAGGACGAAGGCUAUGACUAUGAAGACGAGGAGGAAGAAGGUCAAGAAGCUUAAAUAGUUCAGCUCGUGGAGAAUUUUUGUGUUAUGCAAUCUUCCCAGUGUUCAUUCUGUUGAAUCUUGUUUAGGGUUUGGAUUUUUGUUGUGCUUGCAUUGUGGUGGAACAAUUCCUCAAUCCCAUGUAGUUAUAGUUGGUGUUGCUUCCCAUAUCUAUCACUGAUCUAGCUCUUUGAAUUCUAUUAGUACCGAUAGUUUGUGUCUAGGAAUUGUGGCUCAUUUCAAAAACUAUUAUCCCAACGGAAAUGUUACCUUGUACAAAGGCUCGAGAUGAUUAUGUUUUGGUGUGAUUAAGAUAUUGUCAAGCCCUGCUGGCAGUUUUUUUUUUUUUUAGAGAUCUUUGUACAAUUACGACGUCAGUGAGUUUUAUUACUUAAUAGUUAUUUUAUUGUGUGCA
Molecule: messenger RNA, 2088 nt
Organism: Capsicum annuum
Lineage: Eukaryota; Viridiplantae; Streptophyta; Magnoliopsida; Solanales; Solanaceae
Product: tubulin beta-1 chain
Exons: 3
Coding region: 348-1691 (447 amino acids)
Biological process (GO): mitotic cell cycle; microtubule cytoskeleton organization
Cellular component (GO): cytoplasm; microtubule
Molecular function (GO): GTP binding; structural constituent of cytoskeleton; GTPase activity
Source: RefSeq, a predicted model, not a curated record